CUGAUUGCAAAACAGACAGACACCAACCAUUUAAUCAGGAUUGUUCGCCUACAGGCAACCACGCCUUGGCAGGACCAUGCAAGCCACAAGCACUUCUCAUUUGCGGCCUUCCUCUACUGUUUCCAAGCCUAGCCGCUUUGGCCAGCCAGCAGUGCCAAAUGCCUGGAAUCUUGCGCCCAUCCAUCUGCGUGUUCCCGCGGGCUUGUUGAAGUCGAAAAGCGGCAACUCAAAGGAAAACAUAAGAACGAAUGCUGGCAAAGACAUUACGACAACUCCCUGGGCAGGCCCACCGCAGCAGCCCCCCCGCCGCCCCGACUCCCACAAACCCGCACCCCCGCCCUCCCCCAUCUCGGGCAGCGGCGACGGCCCCUCCCUGGACAUGAGCGCCGGCAUGGCCUCCCUCAUCGCCCUCAACGGCGUUAUCUUUGCGGGGGCCGCUUUCGCGAAGCUUCCACUGCUGGCGGGUCUAGCGCUGUACAAUGCGGGGGGAGCCUGGUGGCAGUUUGUCACCUCUGCGUUCGUACAUGCCAACAUGGCGCACCUCUCACGCAACAUGUUCCUGCUGUGGCUGUGGGGCAGCGUGCUGCGGCGGGAGGUCGGCGGGCCGGGCGUGUGGUUCGCGUACGUGCUGUCAGCGCUAGG
Messenger RNA from Astrephomene gubernaculifera, 642 nucleotides. The record is from the annotation of a GenBank genome assembly. Lineage: Eukaryota; Viridiplantae; Chlorophyta; Chlorophyceae; Chlamydomonadales; Astrephomenaceae.